AUGUCAAUCCUCGGAAUAUUAGAAUUUGCACGACCCAAAUUAUCUCUAGAUACAAUUAAUGAUUUCAAAAAAGAUUUAUACACAGUAUUACAGAGAUAUCUAGAAAAAUUGAGGCAAUUCAUUAUUGAACUUGAAUAUAACACGGAAACACGCAUGAAUGUCACGUCUGCCUACACAAUUGAAGUUUUGAAGGAUCAGCAAGAUAAUCGAAAGCUCAUCAAUCAAUUAAGAAAAGACAACAUCUCUAGUAUAAAUUCAAAUUUGGAGGACGGACAGGAACAGGUUAAUGAAAAGAUAUUGAGUACCAAAACGAAAAUGUACAAAUCGGAGGUUAAUGUUCAAGUGACUUGCGACAGGAUUGCUUCUCUACGUUCGGCAGACCCUUCUACAGGGGCAUCGCAAUCAAACUUUCAGGAGAAUGGAGAGAAGGAUGAAGAGGAAGAUGAAGAGGAGGAUGAAGGGGAGGAUGGAGAGAAGGAUGAAGAGGAAGAUGAAGAUGAAGAUGAAGUGAAAGAUGAAGACAAUGUUACAAAUAAUAAUGCUAAUUAUGUUGCUAUGGAGAAUUAUCCAGAAAAUAAUUAUAAUCAUAACAAUGAUUUUGUUGAAGUUACCUAUGUAAAUAGAUUAGAAUUUCAGAGUCGUACUAGACGUUGGCUCUUGUCCAGUGGAACAGAUGUUUUGAAU
Molecule: messenger RNA, 684 nt
Organism: Funneliformis caledonium
Lineage: Eukaryota; Fungi; Glomeromycota; Glomeromycetes; Glomerales; Glomeraceae
Source: the annotation of a GenBank genome assembly